Molecule: messenger RNA, 995 nt
Organism: Musa acuminata AAA Group (dessert banana)
Lineage: Eukaryota; Viridiplantae; Streptophyta; Magnoliopsida; Zingiberales; Musaceae
Exons: 1
Coding region: 9-719 (236 amino acids)
Source: RefSeq, a predicted model, not a curated record
AUCCUCCUAUGCUUCUCUCUUUUCCUGUGAGUCUUCUCUCCCAAGCCUUCAUCUCAAAGCAGUCCCAGACCUCUUGUUCUUCUCCUUCCUUCUUCCUAAUCAAACACCUUAGAACUAUGGACCCACUUAAAAUGGAGAAGCUUCAGGCGAUGAGGAGUUACAGGAGGAAUCACUUCUUUUUGGUGUUUCUUCAUUACAUUCUACGUGUUGUUUUGGUCGGUCUGUUUCUGUCAUGCCCCAAUUGGCUCCCCAGCAUCUGCUCCUUUGUAAAGUUCUUCUUCUUAGUUUGUCUUCCGAACAUUGCCGCCACUGUCUCCGGGCCAAAGUUCGUAUUCGUGGUCUCCAACAUCAUCAUCAUCUUCCUCGUCGGCGAGUCGAGACUCUCGAAGUCUCCUGCACAGCACCCCGGCAUCUACGAGGACUACGUAAGCCGAAGCCAAAGCCUGCAGAGGAUGGCUAGUGUCGAGGUCAAGGAGAAGGAAGCUGUGAUGGUGGAGCCUUCGUUCGAAGAGACCAAAGAGAAGGAUGAGGAAGCCGUCGCGGAAGAAAAGGAAGAGGUGAAAGGUGAUGCAGGAGAAGAGGAAUUAGUGACAGAGCGUGAGGAGUUGCUGGAAGAGGAGUACGAGGAAUUGCCUGCAGAGGAGCUGAACAGGAGAGUGGAGGACUUCAUUGCCAAGGUCAACAUGCAGAGGAAGCUGGAAGCCAGAAUGCUCAUCUGAUAACGAUGAUGAAUGGUUGCAGAAAGAGAGAAAGGGGAGACGACAAAUGAUUACAUCUCAUCAUCAGAAUUCUUGUACAUAAAAAAGAAGGAGAUCUUCUUGGCAAAGAAGAUGAGCUGCUUAGCUCUUUCAUUGUUCUUGCCUACUGCUGAUCUCAAUUAAUCAUCGGAUCACUAAUAAUAAAACUAUCCAUAAAAUGUACGACAAAUGAUUGGCAUGUCAUCAUCACACAGUAUCUUCCAAGAAUAAUUCAUUUAUUUCAAGGGUUUGAAAGCA